AACCAGUACUUAUUCACGUCUUUCAUUCUUUCCUUCCACCACUCUCUCUUGAUCAAUUGUUGUAAUACCAGAGAUGUACCACCACAGUGUCUGGCAUGGCCAACUUUACGUUCCUCCUAAUCCUGCCCCGCCACCACCCGUCCCACACAAGGUCUGGAUCAUGGACUGUAGAACUUGCGGUACCUUCUUCACGAACCGCGGUAUGAAGGCAGUUCUCCUUCUUCGCCCAAGCGUAGGACUGUACUCGUCUGACGCGCUACCAGUCAAUUGCUCCGCACACAGUGCCGUCGGCUCCCAUUCCCUCAAGCCUCUGCCCAGCUGCCCUUCUCAACCUCCAAGAACGUGUGAAUGCCUCACACAAACAUUGUGUUGUCAUGGGUGUGGCAAGAGUGUUGGAUAUAUGAUCGUGAUCCCGUGCGCCAGGUGCACAUCAUCUGUCAGCGCUUCUAGCCGGGCGACGAAUGGCCAUCGAUUUGUAUUUCACGCGAGCGAGAUUCGGGAGACGGAGCGACAUUACAUCGAGAACGAGGCUGGUGUCGUUGCAUCGACUGAUCACGUACUUGUAGGCGAGAGUCCUAUCAUCUCUCAAAGCCAGGCGCCGAGACACGAGAAUCCUGUGAGAAGCUCUGCCGUCACGUCGGGCGGCCCAGAGUAUCUGCCCACUCCCCCCUUGGAUUCGGAGGACGAUAUGCAUCCAUCCGUCUUCUCUUACUAUUCUCAGCAUGAAGCAAGCCACCUCUCCAUGGAUCCUCCUAGUCCCAUACCCCAUUACUCUGGAGCCCUACAAUCUUCAGUCCACCUUCGGGCUCUGUCUGUGGCUAGUGAUUCGAGCGUCCCACCUGCGGUCCAACCGAGCUAUGGUCUGCCAGCGGAGCAGCCGGAGCCUUCUCUUCCCUCACUAGCGCCUGGUGAUGUGCUGUAUUGGCAUCAUCUGGCCAGACAUGGGGAGAUUCCCGGUGUGAUGGAGGAUCCUCGGGCCCGGCGUCGAACAUUGGCUGUCAAGGACAAUCUCCACUUUGACCGAUAAUCCUCUCUUCCGGUACCUCGCGAUGCCCUAUAGACUGUUUAUCCACGAACUGUCUUGAUUUAUUCUAUUAUUCGCUAUGUACUUCCUUCCCGUGGCAGCCUGUUGGCAGAGAACCGACCAUUAAAACUGUAUAUCAUCGACGCGAGAUCACAUCAGUCCUAUGUGGCGUGAGAACACCUUUGCCCCAGGACAUCUGUAGCACCGAUGGCCUCCUAUGGCCUUGACGGAGACUGUUAAUUGGUAUACGCGACCGCGUUGUUUAAUCUUGUAUCCCUUUCACAUGGCUCAUGACGUCAGCGCUUGGCCAAAUCGGUCAGCUGUCACGUUUCGUCACAUCGCAACCACUCUCUACAGCUCUCUCCCCAACCACUCACACCUAGCAAUGCAGAUCUUCGUUAAGACUCUCACCGGCAAGACCAUCACCCUUGAGGUCGAGUCGUCCGAUACUAUUGAUAAUGUCAAGGCCAAGAUCCAAGACAAGGAAGGGAUCCCCCCUGAUCAGCAGCGCCUUAUCUUCGCCGGGAAGCAGCUCGAGGAUGGUCGCACCCUUUCGGAUUACAACAUUCAGAAGGAAUCUACCCUUCACCUUGUUCUCCGGCUUCGUGGAGGAAUGCAGAUUUUCGUCAAGACUCUUACGGGGAAGACCAUCACCCUGGAAGUGGAGUCGUCCGACACCAUUGAUAAUGUCAAGGCCAAGAUCCAGGACAAGGAGGGCAUUCCUCCUGACCAACAGCGGUUGAUCUUUGCCGGAAAGCAAUUGGAAGAUGGACGGACCCUGUCUGAUUACAACAUCCAGAAGGAAUCCACGUUGCAUCUUGUCCUUCGUCUCCGUGGUGGCAUGCAAAUCUUUGUGAAGACGUUGACUGGCAAGACGAUCACCCUCGAAGUCGAAUCGUCGGAUACCAUUGACAAUGUGAAAGCCAAGAUUCAAGACAAGGAGGGGAUCCCACCCGAUCAGCAGCGCCUUAUCUUUGCGGGCAAACAACUCGAAGACGGUCGCACUCUUUCCGACUACAACAUUCAGAAGGAGUCGACGCUCCAUCUUGUCCUUCGACUGCGAGGUGGCAUGCAGAUAUUUGUCAAGACGCUGACGGGCAAGACGAUCACGCUUGAGGUCGAGUCGUCGGACACAAUCGACAACGUCAAGGCUAAGAUUCAGGACAAGGAAGGCAUCCCUCCUGACCAGCAGCGUUUGAUCUUCGCUGGGAAGCAGCUCGAGGAUGGCCGCACCCUUUCUGAUUAUAACAUUCAGAAGGAAUCGACCCUCCAUCUUGUUCUCCGUCUGCGCGGUGGCCUUUCCUUGUAGUUGUUUUAUAAAUUACUCUUUAUCCUUGAGGGGAAAUAAAUUGCUGUGCUUGUGAA
This is a messenger RNA of Mycena citricolor, 2389 nucleotides long. NCBI's taxonomy places the organism in Eukaryota, Fungi, Basidiomycota, Agaricomycetes, Agaricales, Mycenaceae. The record is from the annotation of a GenBank genome assembly.